Vanessa tameamea is the source of this 2467-nucleotide messenger RNA. It is a transcript of the gene Dopr2, whose product is annotated as dopamine receptor 2-like. NCBI's taxonomy places the organism in Eukaryota, Metazoa, Arthropoda, Insecta, Lepidoptera, Nymphalidae. Bases 473 to 1876 code for a protein of 467 amino acids. Gene Ontology annotation, biological process: adenylate cyclase-activating adrenergic receptor signaling pathway. Gene Ontology annotation, molecular function: G protein-coupled receptor activity. Gene Ontology annotation, cellular component: plasma membrane. The record is from RefSeq and is a predicted model, not a curated record. The transcript has 4 exons.
ACCACCGCUACUGUGUCCCCGUGGCUCCCUUCCAGAUAUUUCGCGCGCAAAAACUCGUAACACGUAUAACCAGCUACGAAUAUAUGCGUGUAGUAAAAACAUUUCGAUAUAAUUACCGCGUAUAUCAAUACAUUUUUUUUUAAUAUGGGUUGAAUUUAUUACACAUAACACAAAACGAAUGCAAAACUUUUAUCGGACUGUGUGAUGUUAAUUAUGUAAGAAUCACUAAAUUUUAUGGUUUGUGACGUUUGUUUUUUAGUAACACGGAAAGUAAAUUUUGGAAUGAUUUCGUUUGAGGAUGCCGACGAAAUAUCAGUGAAGACUAAAGUCAUGCCAACGCAAUAUGUGCCAGAUACUCAAAAUCGAAAACAGAAUGCCUGCCAAAAACUUAAUAUCCAAAUGGCUGCGGACAAAACAAGGAAAACAUAAAGACUCACCAUGGCGCUAGUAAGCGAAUAACCAUCAAGGAAAUAUGAAUACGACCAAACCAGAAAUACUGGUGGCAAGAAGCCAAUUAGACAUUUUGCAAAGAGGACCUGAGUACUUCGUAGAGAACCCACGACUGCCGUAUAACGUUGUGUUAGAAUUCAAUGCUACUUUUGACAAUAACAACAUUUUUAAUUCAUCGAAUAUCUCCGGUGAGGUUUGGAAUGAUUACAUAAACCUUCUUCGUGACCGCGCUCUACUUGUUUCUUUCUUACUUCUGUUUUCGUUGACGACUGUUUUUGGAAAUAUGUUAGUGAUACUGGCAGUCGUGAGGGAAAGAUAUCUUCAUACAUCUACGAAUUACUUCGUCACGUCACUAGCUGUAGCUGAUUGCCUCGUCGGUCUAGUAGUUAUGCCAUUCUCAGCACUUUAUGAAGUUUUGGAACAUACAUGGUUUUUUGGCGUGGAUUGGUGUGAUGUUUGGAGAUCUUUGGAUGUCCUCUUUAGCACUGCAUCAAUACUUAAUUUGUGUGUUAUAUCAUUAGACCGUUACUGGGCCAUCACUGAUCCUAUCACAUAUCCGAUGCGGAUGAGUGGCCGGAAAGCUGCAUUUCUCAUAGCAGCAGUGUGGGUGUGUUCAGGUGCUAUAUCAUUUCCGGCUAUCGCGUGGUGGCGUGCAGUGCGCUUGGAAGAAGUACCAGAUUAUAAAUGUCCGUUCACGGAAAAUUUAGAGUACAUAAUAUUUUCUUCGACAAUUUCAUUUUAUUUACCUUUAUUUGUUAUGGUGUUUACAUAUUACCGUAUAUAUCGUGCUGCGACUAUUCAGACAAGGUCUUUGAAAAUUGGGACAAAACAAGUGAUGAGACCAAGUGGGGAGCUAGAACUAACGUUACGUAUACAUAGGGGUGGCACGGUGCGUCAAAGAACUGAUGUGUGUCACGGUGCUUGUACUCCCGAGGAAGCGGACCAGGAACCAUUGACCGCAUUACAAAACAAUGGACUUUCAAGGUCAUCGACACGUUUAACAAAUGUUACUCAUAAUAAACAUUUGCCCAAAAACUUUUCCCUUUCACGAAAGCUUGCUAAAUUUGCAAAAGAAAAGAAAGCCGCAAAGACACUUGGAAUUGUAAUGGGUGUUUUUAUAGUUUGUUGGUUACCAUUUUUCGUAGUUAAUCUCCUAUCUGGUAUAUGUUCGUCAUGCAUCACACAUGAAGAGAUAGUCAACGUGGUGGUCACAUGGCUCGGGUGGGUCAACUCAUCCAUGAACCCUGUGAUCUACGCGUGCUGGAGCAGAGACUUUAGAAGGGCAUUUCUUAGAAUACUCUGUGUCUGCUGCCCCAGAAAAUUGCGAAGAAAAUAUCAACCACAACUUCGCUUCAAACAAUCUCAGUACCCGGUGACAACUAUGAUGUAUUCGUCGGUGACGCAACACGAGAUGUGUCGCUUGUGACAUCAGGCGCGCGCGGGGACGUGUCGGCCGCCGCGCGCGCGCUGCUCUUGAUGUCGCGACCGCCGUGCUCUGCGUACGGGCAGAAGGGACGGCGACACACAUUCAAACGACUACCCUAUGAGGACUAUAGAACAGACGAAUACGUUCGACGAACCGAUCAAAUGUCUCGAACGUCAUCUUUGCCCCGACACAUCCUAUUGCCCGGACUCGGAGUCUGUUAGUGAAAUUAGCUUAGACAGUGAAUCCAGAAAUCCAUCAAUAAAACGAAAUAUAAGUAAGAAGCGUGUAACCUACCAAACCAAAGCUGACGUGAUCUCUACUUAGAUUUAGUUUAGAAUAGUACGUGUCUAGUCAUGACUUUCACAUUGUGAAAACAAAAAUUCAAUCAGGAGCUGUGAUUUACUAGCUGUGUAAAUAUUAGUAUAAAUUAAAAUAAAUCCACGCAUUUAUGCUUCAUGUGGUUUUGAUAUUGUAAAUAAAAAUAAUAAGGGAAUAAAAACGCUUCAUAUUAUUGUAAAUAUAGAUUCGUUUCAAUCCAAUACUCCUAGGUUUUAUAAGUGUUUAUAAAAUAUUGAAUAUAUACGGAAACAG